Micropterus salmoides (largemouth bass) is the source of this 1347-nucleotide messenger RNA. It is a transcript of the gene ap1m1, whose product is annotated as adaptor related protein complex 1 subunit mu 1. The record is from RefSeq and is a predicted model, not a curated record. Gene Ontology annotation, biological process: intracellular protein transport; vesicle-mediated transport. Gene Ontology annotation, cellular component: clathrin adaptor complex; clathrin-coated vesicle. Lineage: Eukaryota; Metazoa; Chordata; Actinopteri; Centrarchiformes; Centrarchidae. Gene Ontology annotation, molecular function: clathrin-cargo adaptor activity.
AGGGGGCGCUUGUUAGCUGCAUGGAUGGUGUAACAAAAAGGGAAGGGUGGCUUUCUUCUUUUCGGUAUUAUGAAUGAAAGUCUUUUCUUUGAUUUUACCCCUGAAUUAGUUAUUAUCAAACGUUGUCAAGAAGGUGCUGAUAAAGAGCUGAACUAAGCUCGUAUUCAUUAGUUCAAGAUGUCUGCGAGUGCUGUGUACGUCUUGGAUUUAAAAGGAAAGGUGAAGCCCUUGAUCUGGAUUGAAUCUGUUAUUGAGAAGCACUCCCACAGUCGGAUCGAGUACAUGAUCAAGGCAAAGAGUCAGUUCAAAAGGCGUUCCACAGCCAACAACGUGGAGAUCCACAUUCCUGUGCCAACGGACGCCGACUCACCCAAAUUUAAGACCACAGUGGGCAGUGUGAAGUGGGUGCCUGAGAACAGCGAGAUUGUCUGGUCAAUCAAGUCCUUCCCUGGUGGGAAGGAGUAUUUGAUGCGGGCCCACUUCGGUUUGCCCAGUGUAGAGGCUGAAGACAAGGAGGGGAAGCCGCCAAUCAGUGUCAAGUUUGAGAUCCCAUACUUCACCACCUCCGGCAUCCAGGUGCGUUACCUGAAGAUCAUUGAGAAGAGUGGAUAUCAAGCCCUGCCAUGGGUGCGCUACAUCACCCAAAAUGGAGAUUACCAGCUCCGGACCCAGUAGGCAGCUCUUCAGCCAGCAGUAGGCAGGUGGAAAUCAGAGGGGGCGGAGUCAAGCCGCUAAUGUGCUAUCAAUGGCAGGUGUCAGUCAGUCAGUAUCUACUUUUUGUUUAGUUUUUUGUAUUUGUUGAAGUUAUAUUAAUUUCUGAUCAAUGCAAAUAUUAGAUGGAGCCUUCAGUUAGGCAAGGUUUAAUAAAAAAAAAAAGAAAGGAAUAUUAUUGUUUAGUGUGAGCGAGGCCAAGGAGAGCAGGAGUAUUGUUUACAUCCAACCCAUACAGCGCAGAGAUGUACAUGUACACAAUCUAUUACAAUGGGUCAAGUUUAAGAGUAUGUUACAAUUCUCACUUAAAGUUACUGUAAUCACCUCCACACAGGUUAAUAAGUAUAUUUUUUAUGAAGCUGCUUUGUUCUGCCACAAUUCCUAUUUGUUGAUUAUCUGUAUAUAUUUGUUACAUGCUAAUGAACUUCAAUUCAGUGUUAUAUGUUUGAUAACUGUAAAUUAAAAAGUUCUCUCUUGCUUUGUAUUAUCACCUGAAUGUGAUGCCAUUGAUACAUGUCAGAGCGACGCCUUUCUGCAUGGCUGUUGUGCUUUUUCGUCAGUUUGACUCCAUAGACAUUCAGCUUUGCAGAAAACAUGGAAAGUCAGUGUAAGUUGCACGGUAAACAGAAUACCAGU